Drosophila nasuta is the source of this 624-nucleotide messenger RNA. RefSeq lists its product as uncharacterized. The record is from RefSeq and is a predicted model, not a curated record. Bases 101 to 460 code for a protein of 119 amino acids. NCBI's taxonomy places the organism in Eukaryota, Metazoa, Arthropoda, Insecta, Diptera, Drosophilidae. The transcript has 2 exons.
GAAAUCAAUAAUUUAAUUAAAACAAAUCUUUAUUUAACGAUUUUAGAAAAGCUCGUUCUGCCAUACGACUACGGGAGUCACAGACAACACAUUUCAUUUUAUGGCAGAAGCUAAUCGUUCAGAUGGAACCAAACUACCAGCCGCAUUUCCAUUCUCUCGCAACCUUGGGCUGCAGAGUCUCGCAGUUCUAUGCUUCUUAUGUGCAGGUCUACAAAACUUUCCGGAAAUCACUAAGCUAACGGUCACAUCAGAGUCUCCGCUCACAUUUUUAGUGGCUUCUUUAAAAGGUUGGAGAACAUGGCACAAAUCGCGACAUAUAUUCAGCUCCUCCACUGAGAGCAUUUCUAGUGAGUUACGGAGGGUUCGUCUACUCAAAAUAACAAAUGCAACUUCGUCAGCUAGCGCAACGAACGAGUUUAGCAUAUCCAAGCACGAGUUCCAUCGAGUAUUCACGUUUUGAAUUAAUACACCUGGCCCUCGCUUAACUCGGACUCUUUUAGGACGAGCUCGGUUACAAAUUUGCUCCCAUCCCCAAAGAUCCACCAAAAUGAGAAAACAUGUUGAAACAAACUGGCUUAAACUAUAAAUGCCACCAAAUGAAUUUCAAAUUUGAUAUGAAUUGAA